AGGACCUCAAUUUUAAAGGGAAAACGGUCGCUGUUGUGAUGUUUUGAGUCAACGUUUGUUACAAACUGAAGUUCUAAUACAUUUGACUAUCAAACUUUGGAAUUACUUCAGAUGAUGGCCAAGAAAGGUAUGCAUAGUUUGUUUAAUUUAGCUUGCUAGGUUUGUGCGCGAGAAGUGAAGUCUGCGUAGGUAGCUAGCUAACUAGCAACUUUAGCUUAACGUUACUUUGUCAACUUGUUUGCCAACUAACGUUAGGUAGACUAUUCGAAACGUUGGAUAUGUUAGCUACUAUUGUAGCUCUGGUGAUUUAAUCGACUUUAUUCCUACUUAGUUAUGCCAUGUAGCUAGCUAUUACUCAGUAGCAAUCGCUAGCUAACGUUAGUAGAAUUAGCGCUAGGUAGCUACGUUACCUAGUUAAGUUAGUCUGUUUUCUGCAUUCGUUAUGAUGAAAGCUAAUGAUGAUGUUUUCAAUUCCAUCUUCCUCAGUCUUGCAUUGACCAGCUGGCUCCUUUUGUCAAUGUGAAGCACCACAUCUUAUGAUGUCAAAACUUUCUCUGAGAGGAAAAGUAGCCUCAAAUAAAGUGAGUUCAUGGUGUGUGAGUGUGGAAGGCAGGUCUGUGAGCGAUUUCAAAGUAGAUCGCUAGCACGUAAGGAUGCAAUGUCACUUCACUAACACCUCUCUCCCCCCAGCUGAAUCGUUGGGUGGAGCCAUCAUUCGGUGAAUUCUUCGGCAAUGCCAACCUCUCCCUCUCCUCAGGCAGUGGAGGCGCAGCCCUCUCUGGAGGUACCAGGGUUGACAAGGUCCAGCCAUCCAGCACCGACCCCAACAGCAGUAAACGCCUCUGUAAGAGGAGGGCAGACCCCAACGCCUCCCAGCUCCAGACCUCUACCGCCACAGAGCCUGCACAGGGGGACCGGGAUGAGCCCUGGGUGGACACACACAAACCCCACUCUCAGGUAACCAUCCUGGGGGAAGGAUCUAGACCACCAGACCCCCACUGGAGUGAAGUUGUGAAUUUCAUCACACACUUAUCUCUGUUUGGCCUUGUGUAGGCUGAACUGGCCGUCCACAAAAAGAAGAUUGAAGAGGUGGAGGAUUGGAUGAGAGUACAUGUGGACCCCAAGACUGCAAAGGUUUGUCUCUGAUGUUUUUAUAACUCAGUUUAGGCUCUGUUGUUUUUAUUGCUAAAAAGAUGGCUAUACAUCACUGUUAUGGCACUAUGUAUUCAUCACAGUUUUAGAGACACUUUUAUCACUUCAAAUUCAGAAUAUUUGUGUUUUCAAUUGAGAAUAAUACACAAAAUCAAAGCUGAAACAUGACCAACUGUUCAUUUACACCAACACAACAGAUUUAUGUUCUAUUUUCAAUGUUUGUAAUGUUUAUCUGUAGAAAUGCUUUGUAAAUCAAACAUAGCCAAGGGCAGAAGGGGUUCCGAGGGUGCCCAUGAAAAAUCGGAAUAAAUAUGACAUAUAUAUAUAUUUUUUGUGUGUGAACAUUUAAUUUUUUCCACAAAAGUAGUGCACUGGGCCUUUACUAGUCCUGUAUUAGUGGACCUAUAUAGACGUCUGUAGCGCGGGCAUAUUUUAUUGCACCUCACCCCCAAACAUCUUCCCAUGGCUAUGAAAUCUAAUCUGACCACAAGUUUUCUGAAAUGUUACUGUGCCCACGUGUCCACAGGGUGGCGCUGUCCUGCUGCUGACUGGUCCGUCAGGUUGUGGGAAGUCAGCUACAGUGCAGGUUCUGGCCCAGGAACUGGGCUACAGGGUGCAGGAGUGGAGCAACCCCUCCAGCCUCUCAGAUUACCGACCCAGCACAGACCACUCAGACCCUGACACCUACAGACAGACCUUUGACCCAGGUGAGAAAAACUUUCUCAACGUUGCAGAUAGUAAUGGAUUGUGUAGAGCUGACAUGAUUCCUUAUUCUACAUGACAAACUAUCCUAUCUGUUUAGUACAUUUCUAUAUGCUCGUUGUGAUGUUGUACCCUCCUGAACAGGCCCCAGGUCUGUCUGGACCAAACAGGCUAUGGGCCUCUAUUUUGGGUUUUCCCAUUUUUGUUUUUGUAGACGGAAUAAACGUAAUUGGACAAAUAACAAUUGGACUGCCAGUGCACGUCCAAGAAAUAAUCACAUGAUAAAAAAACUUUGAUAACGUUUUCUUCCACCACCAGACUCGAGGUUCAAUGGUUUCUAUGGCAGCUCUCAGACAGGCCUGUUCCAGGAGUUCCUUCUCAGGGCCAACAAGUACAACCGCCUGCAGAUGAGCGGAGAGGGAGGGGCCUCGGACUCAGACAGGAAGCUAAUUCUGGUGGAGGUACAGUACUCUACCUACUUAGUACUUACAGACAGGAUCGUUGCCGUGAUAACUCGGCACGUAAAUGUCUACAGCAGUAAGAAAAGCUUUACUCUCUCUCUCAGGACUUUCCUAACCAGUUCUACAGGCAGCCCGGGUCCCUGCAUGAUAUUCUAAGGUGAGCUCAUCGUGUUUUGAGCGACUGACUGUGACUGCAGAAGAUAUUAAUAUUAAUUUGUGGGUGUAUUCACACGUGUGUACGUACAUGUUCGUCCUCUGUCAGGCGGUUUGUGAGGACGUGCCGGCGUCCCCUGCUGUUCAUCGUGUCUGACAGUCUGAGUGGAGACAGCAGCUCCAGACUACUGUUCCCUAAACAAGUACAGGAAGAGCUGGGGGUCUGCAACAUCAGGUGCUGUACAGUAAACACUGUACACUAACCCUACACACACUGCCCACUGUUCCCCAAACAUGUACAGGGGGAACUGAACAUUUGCAACAUCGGGUAGGUUCUUUACAGGUUAUCUUUCUCUAACCCAGUGUCUCUCUUCUUCUGUUUCCAGUUUUAACCCUGUGGCUCCUACCAGUAUGAUGAAGGUUCUGAGCCGGAUUGUGUCCGUAGAGGCAGGAAAAGUAAAACAAAACAUCUUUGUGUGCAUGUGCUUUUCUUUUCUUGAUGUCAAUGUGUAUGUGUUGUUUGAAUGUGUGUGUGUGUGUGUGUGUGUGUGUGUUUUAAUAGUAUAUAUUAAUUAAUGUGUGUGUGUGUGUGUGUCCACAGAGUGGAGGAAAGAUGUGUGUUCCUGACAAGGCUGCUUUGGAGCUGCUGUGUUCAGGAUCCUCUGGGGACAUCCGUAGUGCCAUCAACAGCCUGCAGUUCUCCUGUCUCACAGGUGAGGGCGCCACACACCCAUAAACGCCACACAACAGUUCAAAUCAAACAGUUCAGUGGUCAGUCACCUGCUGUUCCUAAUCCUGGUGUCCACUGGAAUAAAAUCAAUGGCUUCCAAACUGUUUUGCAUUGUGACACACCUAGAGCUUUUGGGUUUUGGUUUCCUACACACAGAUUAAACCGAGUCCUGGACUAAGAAGCAUAUUCAAUGGAAAUUAUACAUUUUAAAGAGUUUUUCUAGACUAGGACUAGGCUUAAUCUGUGUCAUAGAAAGUGGCCUCUUUAGCCAGGACCCAGACUGAAGUGUUGACUGAAAGGUAAUAGACUAGUAUCCUGAUGAUAAACUACUGAAGUGGUUAAUAUAUUAUGGUCGGUGAACCACCCGUAAAGCUGCUCUCAACGGUUAUAAUGUUCCAGACCAGUCUAUGAAGAAGGGGUUCUGGGCUGUGAAAAAGGUCAAGGCGGCGGCGACCUCGUCGCGGAGAGCCGUUAUCAAGGCAACGCGUGGGAAGAGGAAGGCCAAAGACUCAGAGGGGCGGGACGAGGAGCAGGCGAUAGGGGGGAAAGACGCCUCCCUCUUUCUCUUCAGAGCACUCGGCAAGAUCCUCUACUGCAAGAGUGAGUGACAGCAGGGGGAAAUGGGCAGUACAUGGUGUCCAGUGUGAAUGGAAUAGAGAUAUGGAGAGGAAGCCUCUUCAUAGCAUUUAGAUUGACCUGGGCUGUGUUCAGCAGGGAACAACAUUGCAGAACGUUCAGAUAGAAAUGUAUUAUAGAGAACAAAUGUGCGUCUCUGACAUGUAGAAUAAGGAAUCAGGACAGCUCUCUUCGUCACAAUUUAUAUCAGUAAUGUUCCACAAUGUUGCGUUGCUGGGAGGAGGGGGCUCUGUUGAAAUGGAUGGAUUAUGAUUGGCUGGUGUGUUUAUGAUUGACAGGGGAGAGCCCUGAGGGCUCAGAAGGUUCCCAAGGACCCAGUCUGCCUGCACACCUCUCAGAGCACCACAGAGACAGACUACUGGUGGACCCAGAGGUACAACACACACACACACACAGACGAACACACACACAGACCUAACAUGUAAUCAUAUAACCCCCCUUCCUUUCCUCUCCCUCAUCAGGCUGUAGUAGAACGCUCCCACAUGUCAGGAGACUUCUUCAGCCUGUACCUGCAGCAGAAUUACCUGGAGUUCUUCUCUGACGUGGAGGACGUUGCCCGGGCCGCAGAGUACCUGUCUGACGCUGACUUCCUCACUGCCGAGUGGAGCGUGAGUAACCCUAGCAUUAUGGCCUAAAAAAUCACAGCUAGAUUAUUUUUCAAACAUGGCCGAUUCACUAUAUAUAUAUAUAUAUAUAUAUUAGAUUUUGUUUUACAACGUUUCCUCUAAAUUAGCUUUGCUGUACAAUUUAAAGGUAAAAUAUAUUUAACAUUUAAGUCAUUUAGCAGACACUCUUAUCCAGAGCGACUUACAGUUACACUGCGUUUCAAACAGUCAGCAAUAACCAAUGAAUUCAGGGCUUGUGAAAUUAUACCUAAGCUAAAUAUAACCCUUCCACAACCAUAAGACCCACUAAUAAUGUAAUUAUUUUAUCAAAGUUUAACCUGUUUUUUUGCAAUAAUCACUGAUCUGGCUUUCAAGUCUAUGAAAAUGACCUUUUUGUUUAAAAAAACAAAACAAACCAGAACCAUGCAUAAUGCACAUCCACUAAUAUUGACUAACUUCUUGUAGCAGGCAUUACAGACAAUUAACACAGGUCUUUAUAAACAAUCCCUCAAGCACAAGCCCCCGUUCUAGUGAGUAGGCAGCUAAUCUUUAUAUUUCAAGUUUAGCCAAUUUAGAUCUAUUUGCUAGCUAACAAGGUAGAACAGUUGAAUUGUUAUGAACACACCCUUCUUUCCGUCUCCCAACUGUUUGAUCGGCAUGCUAGCCUGUCCACUUUGUUCAGAUGUUGAAAUCAAGUGGCCUACCUUAUUUCUCAGAAUGAGAACGGGUUGCCAAUUCCUUAAAUAAUUGUGUUUUAUGCUUAUUGCACAAGUGGAGUGUUCACAAACCCAUAAAUGACUGGUUUUAUAGAAUUGAAAAACACCAAUUGUCCAAAUGUACAUGAAAACAUCAGGAGCACAUGUCAGUACAUGGACAUGAGCUAUUAAAUAUUUCAAUCUAACUUUGAAGACUUGGAUUUGGACACUGUCCCAUAGAGGCAAGUUUUCAUAUUAUGCCCCACUGGCACCAUAUCACUAGCAAUGCAUAUACUUAUUGAGUUAAUGUUGCAAAACAUUUCCCAGCUAGCAGACAGUGUCAUGGUAUAUACAAUUGGAAGUCGGAAGUUUACAUACACCUUAGCCAAAUACAUUUAAACUCAGUUUUUCACAAUUCUUGACAAUUAAUCCUAGUAAAAAUUCCCUGUCUUAGGUCAGUUAGGAUCACCACUUUAUUUUAAGAAUGUGAAAUGUCAGAAUAAUAGUAGAGAGAAUGAUUUAUUUCAGCUUUUAUUUCUUUCAUCACAUUCCCAGUGGGUCAGAAGUUUACAUACACUCAAUUAGUAUUUGGUAGCAUUGCCUUUAAAUUGUUUAACUUGGGUCAAACGUUUCAGGUAGCCUUCCCCAAGCUUCCCACAAUAAGUUGGGUGAAUUUUGGUCCAUUCCUCCUGACAGAGCUGGUGUAACUGAGUCAGGUUUGUAGGCCUCCUUGCUCGCACACGCUGUUUCAGUUCUGCCCACAAAUUGUCUAUAGGAUUGAGGUCAGGGCUUUGUGAUGGCCACUCCAAUACCUUGACUUUGUUGUCCUUAAGCCAUUUUUCCACAACUUGGGAAGUAUGCUUGGGGUCAUUGUCCAUUUGGAAUACCCAUUUGCGACCAAGCUUUAACUUCCUGACUGAUGUCUUGAGAUGUUGCUUCAAUAUAUCCACAUAAUUUUCCUUCUUCAUGAUGCCAUCUAUUUUGUGAAGUGCACCAGUCCCUCCUGCAGCAAAGCACCCCCACAGCAUGAUGCUGCCUCCCCCGUGCUUCACGGUUGGGAUGGUGUUCUUCGGCUUGCAAGCAACCCCCUUUUUCCUCCAAACAUAACGAUGGUCAUUAUGGCCAAACAGUUCUAUUUUUGUUUCAUCAGACCAGAGGACAUUUCUCCAAAAAGUACGAUCUUUGUCCCCAUGUGCAGUUGCAAACCGUAGUCUGGCUUUUUUAUGGCGGUUUUGGAGCAGUGGAUUCUUCCUUGCUGAGUGACCUUUCAGGUUAUGUCGAUAUAGGACUCGUUUUACUGUGGAUAUACAGUAGGGAGAACAAGUAUUUGAUACACUGCCGAUUCUGCAGGUUUUCCUACUUACAAAGCAUGUAGAGGUCUGUAAUUUUUAUCAUAGGUACACUUCAACUGUGAGAGACGGAAUCUAAAACAAAAAUCCAGAAAAUCACAUUGUAUGAUUUUUAAGUAAUUAAUUUGCAUUUUAUUGCAUGACAUAAGUAUUUGAUCACCUACCAACCAGUAAGAAUUCCGGCUCUCAUAGACCUGUUAGUUUUUCUUUAAGAAGCCCUCAUGUUCUCCACUCAUUACCUGUAUUAACUGCACCUGUUUGAACUCGUUACCUGUAUAAAAGACACCUGUCCACACACUCAAUCAAACAGACACCAACCUCUCCACAAUGGCCAAGACCAGAGAGCUGUGUAAGGACAUCAGGGAUAAAAUUGUAGACCUGCACAAGGCUGGGAUGGGCUACAGGACAAUAGGCAAGCAGCUUGGUGAGAAGGCAACAACUGUUGGCGCCAUUAUUUGAAAAUGGAAGAAGUUCAAGAUGACGGUCAAUCACCCUCGGUCUGGGGCUCCAUGCAAGAUCUCACCUCGUGGGGCAUCAAUGAUCAUGAGGAAGGUGAGGGAUCAGCCCAGAACUACACGGCAGGACCUGGUCAAUGACCUGAGCUGGGACCACAGUCUCAAAGAAAACCAUUAGUAACACACUAUGCCGUCAUGGAUUAAAAUCCUGCAGCGCACGCAAGGUCCUCCUGCUCAAGCCAGCGCAUGUCCAGGCCCGUCUGAAGUUUGCCAGUGACCAUCUGGAUGAUCCAGAGGAGGAAUGGGAGAAGAUCAUGUGGUCUGAUUAGACCAAAAAGCUAUAUUUUUGUCUCAACUCCACUCGCCGUGUUUGGAGGAAGAAGAAGGAUGAGUACAACCCCAAGAACACCAUCCCAACCGUGAAGCAUGGAGGUGGAAACAUCAUUCUUUGGGGAUGCUUUUCUGCAAAGGGGACAGGACGACUGCACCGUAUUGAGGGGAAGAUGGAUGGGGCCAUGUAUCGCGAGAUCUUGGCCAACAACCUCCUUCCCUCAGUAAGAGCAUUGAAGAUGGGUCGUGGCUGGGUCUUCCAGCAUGACAACGUUCCGAAACACAUAGCCAGGGCAACUAAGGAGUGGCUCCGUAAGAAGCAUCUCAAGGUCCUGGAGUGGCCUAGCCAGUCUCCAGACCUGAACCCAAUAGAAAAUCUUUGGAGGGAGCUGAAAGUCCGUAUUGCCCAGCGACAGCCCCGAAACCUGAAGGAUCUGGAGAAGGUCUGUAUGGAGGAGUGGGCCAAAAUCCCUGCUGCAGUGUGUGCAAACCUGGUCAAGACCUACAGUAAACGUAUGAUCUCUGUAAUUGCAAACAAAGGUUUCUGUACCAAAUAUUAAGUUCUGCUUUUCUGAUGUAUCAAAUACUUAUGUCAUGCAAUAAAAUGCUAAUUAAUUACUUAAAAAUCAUAUAAUGUGAUUUUCUGGAUUUUUGUUUUAGAUUCCGUCUCUCACAGUUGAAGUGUACCUAUGAUAGAAAUUACACACCUCUACAUGCUUUGUAAGUAGGAAAACCUGCAAAAUCGGCAGUGUAUCAAAUACUUGUUCUCCCCACUGUAGAUACUUUUGUACCUGUUUCCUCCAGCAUCUUCACAAGGUCCUUUGCUGUUGUUCUGGGAUUGAUUUGCACUUUUCGCACCAAAGUACGUUCAUCUCUAGGAGACAGAACACGUCUCCUUCCUGAGCGGUAUGACGGCUGCGUGGUCCCAUGGUGUUUAUACUUGCGUACUAUUGUUUGUACAGAUGAACGUGGUACCUUCAGCCGUUUGGAAAUUGCUCCCAAGGAUGAACCAGACAGAAUUUUUUUCCUGAGGUCUUGGCUGAUUUCUUUUGAUUUUCCCAUGAUGUCAAGCAAAGAGGCACUGAGUUUGAAGGUAGGCCUUGAAAUACAUCCACGGGUACACCUCCAAUUGACUCAAAUGAUGUCAAUUAGGCUAUCAGAAGCUUCUAAAGCCAUGAAAUCAUUUUCUGGAAUUUUCCAAGCUAUUUAAGGGCACAGUCAACUUAGUGUAUGUAAACUUCUGACACACUGGAAUUGUUGUACAGUGAAUUAUAAGUGAAAUAAUCUGUCUGUAAACAAUUGUUGGAAAAUUACUUGUGUCAUGCACAAAGUAGAUGUCCUAACCGACUUGCCAAAACUAUAGUUUGUUAACAAGAAAUUUGUGGAGUGGUUGAAAAACAAGUUUUAAUGACUCCAACCUAAGUGUAUGUAAACUUCCGACUUCAACUGUAUCUGUAUGUAGUCUCGUAGCACCAUGGGGGAGUAUGGCUCGUCUGUCGCCACCAGAGGUCUUCUACACUCCAACUCUGGUCACGUGGCUGGCGGCUUCAGACCCCUACACAAACCCAACUGGCUAUUGGUCAACAAGAAGGUAACACAUGCACACACAAGCGCAUAAGUGCACACAAACGCACAUGCGCACACACACGCACACACGCGCGCGCAUGCUUACUCAGUCACUCACACACACACAUAUUCAGGCCCAAGCUCAAACCCAACUGGUCAAGAUAAGGUGAAUGGUCAGAAGAUUAUGAAGGAAACACUUUCACACAUAUUGGGGUUGAUACCAGUAACAGGAGGGGACUUUCUUAAAUCCUAAUGUGUGUGUGUGUGUGUGUGUGUGUGUUAUUUCAGUACCGUGAGAACUGCCAGGCUGCCCAGUCUCUCUUCGUCAGUUUCUGCCUGACGCCUGUCAGUCUCCAGACGGAGCUACUGCCUUACCUCGCCCAGCUCAGCAACCCCUUGAGGAAUCCAGGUUACACACAGACACGCACACGUGACAUGACGUGACCUGCAUUGCCCUGCAACCUUAGAAUUAGAAUUCAAGAUUACACCCACAUACACACACACAAUCAAAGAUUAUACAAAGAAAGCUAAAUACAUUACUAUAACAGAAACAUCCUCAUCUUUGUUGAACCUUUAUUUGAUAUUUUCCACAUGAGCCGUGUAUACACACUUCACAUCUAUACACACUAUUCACAUCUAUAGACACUAUACACAUCAAUAUUCACAUCUAUACACAUCAAUAUUCACAUCAAUACACAUCUAUACACAUCUAUAUUCACAUCAAUACACGAAAAGCUAAACACAAUAAUAGAAAACGAACACAUUCUUCAGUAAAAAGGUCCUCAGUCAGCUGUCUGAAUUGCCCUAGAGCAGGGGUAGGCAACUAGAUUCAGCCACGGGAUGUUUUUUUUUUGUCGGAGCGGAUAGUCAGGGGCCGGAACAUAAUUCUAAUAAUUUGUACGUCGCAAAUUGACCAACUAAGCCCAACAAGAGGUGGUAUUUAAAAAUGUCAUACCUUGAUUACGUUGAGACACGAUAACAUUUAUCUAUUUUUUUAUUUAUUUGUGGGAAUACUUGGGAACGGAUUUCCUGUAUUAAACUAAUUCCUGGUGAUUUGAGUGGCAAAAAAUAUAACUUGCAGGCAUUUUUUUGGGCCCCUGCCCUAGAGGCACCAAUUUCUAACAUUUUAGAGAGCCUUGGAGAUUAUUACAAAAAGUAAGGUGCAAAAAAAAACUUGAGCAGGUUUUGUGAGCGGAGAUCGAUGGGAUCUCCAGAGUUCGCUAUCCCUGAGACCGGGUCUGGUGUCUCGGGACGUCUGUAAGUUCUAAACAGAAUGUCCCUUUAUUCUUGCCUGCCCACACCAGCAGAAAGAAAGCCUCUGUCCACCUUAGGGGGUUAAACACAUGCAAAUGAAGGACAGGGUCCGUUGGAUGACUACGCUUAGCAAUGCAGACUGCAGGUGGUUGAUUUGCAUCUGAAAGCCAUGUCGCUCUUGAACCUGUGUUGCUAAUGCUACUAGUGUCUGAUGACUAGGGGUGUGCUGAGUAGUCCAACAAAACCAGUAUCUUAACAGAUACGGGCAAUUUUCCUGACACGAUUAUGAUCAGAGUAUUUUUAGUAAUAAUCUGUGAUACAUUUUUAUUUUUUAUUUUUUUCAGGUGCCAGCAGGCAUCGUUCAAUCAAGUGCAAGGUGCUACAUGUUCUACAUUUACAUUACAUUUUAGUCAUUUAGCAGACGCUCUUAUCCAGAGCGACUUACAGUUAGUGAAUACAUUUUUUUUUUAAUACUGGCCCCCCGUGGGAAUCGAACCCACAACCAACUAUCAACUGAGCUACAUCCCUGCCGGCCAUUCCCUACCCUGGACGACGCUGGGCCAAUUGUGCGCCGCCCAUGAGUCUCCCGGUCGCGGCCGGCGGCGACAGAGCCUGGAUUCGAACCAGGAUCUCUAGUGGCACAGUUAGCACUGCGAUGCAGUGCCUUAGACCACUGCGCCACUCAGGAGUACUCAGGAGUACUUCUAAAUAGCUCAAAUGGCUAGUUUGCCUGUCUGUAAAGAGAAGGGCGGGCUGUACGUUGAUCCUGCGUCUCUGAUUGGAUGGAGCAAAGCUGUGUUUCUCUGUCCCUCCCCAGGGCCUAAAAUUAACAGCCACUGUGGCAGGUAGAUUAAAAAACAAAAACAGCCAAAAUAUUAUUUUUGGGGGGGGGGGAAAUUACACCAACAAAACACAGAUGAGCAUGCUUUGUAAUGUUUCUAAAACAAUGCAUGUUUUACUACACUGAACAAAAAUAUAAACGCAACAAGCAACAAUUUAAAAUAUUUUGCUGAGUUACAGUUCAUAUAAGGAAAUCGAUCAAUUGAAAUAAAUUCAUUAGGUCGUAAUCUAUGGAUGACCGGGAAUACAGAUAUGCAUCUGUUGGUCACAGAUACCUUUAAAAAAAGGUAGGGCCGUGGAUCAGAAAACCAGUCAGUAUCUGGUGUGACCACGAUUUGCCUCGUGCAGCGCGACACAUCUCCUUCACAUAGAGUUGAUUAGGCUGUUGAUUGUGGCCUGUGGAAUGUUUUCCCACUCCUCUUCAAUGGCUGUGUGAAGUUGCAAUGGCUGUCCCAAACAUGCUCAAUGGGUGACAUGUCUGGUGAGUAUGCAGGCCAUGGAAGAACUUGGAAAUGUUCAGCUUCCAGGAAUUGUGUACAGAUCCUUGCGACAUGGGGCCGUGCAUUAUAAUGCUGAAACAUGAGGUGAUGGUGGCAGAUGAAUGGCAUGACAGUGGGCCUCAGGAUCUCAUCACGGUGUCCCUGUGCAUUCAAAUCGAUAAAAUGCAAUUGUGCUCGUUGUCCUGCCCAUACCAUAACCCCACCGCCACCAUAGGGCACUCUGUUCACAACGUUGACAUCAACAAACCGCUCACCCACACAACGCCAUCUGCCCGGUACAGUUGAAACUGGGAUUCAUCCAUGAUGAAGAGCACAGUUCUCCAGCGUGCCAGUGGCCAUUGAAGGUGAGCAUUUGCUCACUGAAGUCUGUUACGACGCCAAACUGCAGUCAGGUCAAGACCCAGGUGAGUACGACGAGCGCGCAGAUGAGCUUCCCAGAGACGGCAAAGGAGAAAUGCUCACUAACAGGGAUGUAAACAAAUUUGUGCACAACAUUUGAGAGAAAUACGCUUUUUGUGUGUAUGGAACAUUUCUGAGAUCUUUUAUAUUUUUGUUCAGUAUAGUUAGAAGUAAUGUGGUAUAUUGGUUAACUUCAUUAAAUUUUUUGUGACCUGAGUCUUAACCAAAAUAUCACAGAUAAGACAACAAUUUCCCCCCUUUAAGGGCGGGAGGUUACCUUGGUAACGCAACUCAGUCGUGUUUGUGUCUGUGAGAUUGAGAGUCUGACUAGUACCAGCGUUGUCUUCUCUUCCCUAGCAGUUGAAACUCAAGCAGUGAAAAACAACCUAGCUUGGUAACAAAACAAGGUAAAUAGCCAUAGAAACACAAGGACAAAGUCUCACCUCAGUAGACUUUAGUUUCAAGUGAAUUAGACCAAUUUUUACGCCUGGACGCAGCGCUUCUAAAAAUGAAUAUUUCACUCCGCUCUUCAGGUGCGCACAGCCCCCAGCCAGACAGUGUUAGCAGCUAUGAAACAAAACAGCUACCGCAGCAUUUAUUUUACUAGAAAUGUGAUCAUACUUGACUAUUUUUAGUCCCAAAUGCUAGUGAAAUGCUCACACUGUGGAGCCCUGACCACCCACCAACCAAUGUGGCUGGUGGAAUAGACAUUUUACCCGCCAACGUGAAAUAGACAUUUUACCCGCUAACGUGGCUGGUGAUAGACAUCUCACCCGCCAACGCCAAAAUCAACCCACAUUUGGCAGGUGGCGGGUGUUCAUUUUAGGCCCUGGUCCACUCAUAAUUUCACCGGAUCACUUCUCCUCGCAUGUUUCGGUCUGAUCAUUUAGAUCGCUGCUGCCUCCAGUUAGCCGGAUACAAUUGUCAAAGUCGCGUCAAUUCAAAUCUGGUAUUAGGAACAAAAGAGGUCAACACGACUUCUAAGGUAUACUAGUUAUUUUAAUUAAUGCAAAAACCUUCAAUGGUAAAUAUGAUGUUUCGUAUAUACGGGCUCUCUGAGAUGUCUCGCAGAACACCCCAGACAACUAACACAUUGUUCCAGAAACAAUACCCAAAUACUCUGACAGAGGGAGUUUCCCACUUCUCUGCUGGCCAAUUAGAGUAAAGACUUGAGCGUGGUUUAAACUUUCUCAGCCAAUCCGUUGAUUCAGGGGUUGCUCUCAUCUCCUCGGCGCCAUUUGUUACACACUUCAGCCAGGCACAAGAUUAUCAUAACAACCUAUCAUAGUGAGAAGAGCCAGCUCCCUUAGACAUCAUUCCUAGUCAAAGGAAGGCUCACAGAUCACAAAUAACUAUUAUAGUCUAGAAUUUGAAGACACAAUCCUUAUCUUAUUUUAACCCCUAAAACAGCUCUUCACAUCAAUCACAGCCUUGCCAGGUGUCACAGCCUACAUUAGCCCAGUCAAGACUGCAUUCUUUCUAAGUUAGUCAUCCCAUCAAUUUAGGAGAAUAAUAAAUCCCCAAUACUAUGAUAACUCAAAUUGUGAGGAUGUUUUGAUAGCAUAGCAGGGCGAGUGUAGGGCCAAAAUAUGAACUGCCGCUGCACAUUCUGACUGAGUGACAGCAAACUGCCGCUGCACAUUCUGACUGAGUGACAGCAAACUGCCGCUGCAAAUUGUGACACACAGACAUGCACCCCUCCACGCUGCUCCUAAUCUGCAGCUUUUCUGGUCUAUAAACUUGCAGGGUGAUGGGUAUUUUGACAAUAAUCUAUUUAGGCAUAUUAAAACACUUCAGUUUUUUACGAUUACGAGUUUUUAAAAAAAACCUCUCUGUCUCUCCCAUACAGCUCAGAUAGCCUUCAUUCAGGACGUGGGUUGUCUUUCCUGCAGAAAGUUCCCUGGCAGGUACAUCACCUAUAAGCAAUCUCUUACUAUAUUUGCAGUAUAGUGGGAAGUUGUCUUCCGUAUUUUCUAAAAGCCACUGAACUCUUAAUUUGUGUUCCUCUCUGCAUCCUGUCCAGGUUGAAACUGGAGACUCUGACAGACAAAGACCCAGGACUGCUGGAGUUGGACAGUGAGGAAGAGGAGGAGGGGAGGCUUGUGUCUUCAUCCAUCGACCCAACCUCAGGCACCCUCUCUGGGGAGACAGGAGACCAGGGGGAUCCCUCCCUGGAGCCUCCCGUACCAGGCAGCCAGGGCCCAGGGGCUGGGGGACCAGGUGGAGACCUCCCUGCCUCCCAGCCUCAGCCCACUACCACCUCAGCCCUUCUGAAGGAAGAGGACCUAGUCAUAGAGGAAUACGACAGUGAUUUCUGAUCGACAGAGCUGACACUAAUCACAGUACAGAGACUUCUGAUACAUUCACCCUCCCGCCUUUGUGAUUGACAGAGCCGACGUUCCAAUCACAGACUUCUGACAUGGUCCCGCCCUCCUGCCUUACCUUAUAAACUGUGAUCAGUUACAGGACAGAACAGAAUACGUUUGCUUUCGUUGGUAUUAUAUGUCUGACUGUCACUGUAGCUGUUAUUGUUUCUUAUGGUAAUGACUGUAGUUGUCAUAUCAAGGAAUUUCUGGUAUUAUUCAUUAGUGUUUUGCCUCAGUGAGUACGGGCAAAUUCCAUCCCAAGUCCUGUCCGAUUCCAUAUCUGAACAAGUGACUUAAAUUGAAAUGGAAUUGGACCUGACACACUGAUUUAUUUGAUACAUUUAUUAACAAAACACAUAUGACAGAUGUUGUGGCUAGCUUUAUUGCAGACUUUAUGUGUUUGUUACGGUUUUUGAAAUAUUGACUAUAUUUAUUUGUUUGUUUUAGAGCACUUAUCUUUGAAUUUAUUUUGUUUGGCUUUAGAACUGUUGAGAACUUGGAGAUGUGUACAGUGGUAGGCUUAAUAUGCCUGCCUGGCUUUUCAAUAAGAUUGUCCUCAUCCUUGUCUUUUGUAAAUGACCAUGCCAAAAGAGCUUGGCAGUGAAAGGUUAACGUUCACCUCUUUCUAGCUUCCACUGAAUCUUGAAGAAAAGAUUACUAAAAGUUGUGGCCUCCCAUCUUAUUUCAACAGAAGUGUAAAACAGAAAGUG
Molecule: messenger RNA, 14903 nt
Organism: Coregonus sp. 'balchen'
Lineage: Eukaryota; Metazoa; Chordata; Actinopteri; Salmoniformes; Salmonidae
Source: the annotation of a GenBank genome assembly